AUGACGGGCGCGACGAGUCGCGUCGGCAGUCCAACCGCGCCCAUGGCGCGCGACACAAUUCUCGCCGCGAAUCUCACAACGGCCAGAACACUUCAAAUUCUCAACAAAUGUCCCCCCCCUCCUCCGACUCAGCCAAAGGAUGUUGCAGAGUCUUCACAUCCAAGUAUCGAAUUUCCAGUACUGCAGCCUAUCCCCUCGUCUACUCCCAUAAACCCUACCCCCCAACCACAGCAAGCUCCACCUCAAGUUGCCCACGAAGUUGUGUUUCGACCUCCCCCAGGUCCACCCCCUCCCUACGACUAUGAAGUGGUAACGGAUAGUAUUGUCAAAGAGUGGUUAUCGACCGGAAAGGGAAAAGUUGUCGAGGAAGGCAAGCUUGUUCAAUCUAACCAGGAUGGUCGACUUUCUUUGAUAUACCAAGAACUCAUUCAAUCCACCAUUUACUGCCGCUUGUCGCCAUCCGAGGCCGGAAGUACUGUGAAGCAAAUAAUUGGCGAGAAUGAGGAUGUGGAUAUGGACGACAUGGAAAAGAAUGGAAUAUUUUCUGAUCCUCGCUCGAUUUUCCUCGAUACACUGUCCAGCGUCACCGAUGCUGAUACAUCCAAUCCCAUCUUCAGACCUCUGAUUUCCGCAACUGGAAUCUCCCCUGCUCUCAUGCGCAUCCAUCUUGAAACUCCUUUGUUGCAAAAUCUAGGCCUUGUUCGCGAGACCUUUGCUCGCAUGGGAAUUCGCAAGCAAACCAACCUACUAUACCGCCAAUCAAAUUACAACCUGUUGCGAGAAGAAUCUGAAGGUUAUUCCAAGCUUCUCACGGAGCUUUUUACUACGAGCAACAAUGAGCCACCCUCAAGUGAAGUGGUCGAAGAUACGUUUGAGAGAGUCAAGGCCAUGAUCGGCGCAUUCGAUAUGGAUGUCGGCCGAGUUUUGGACGUGACAUUAGAUGUGUUCGCCGCAGUGCUUGUGAAGCAAUAUCGCUUUUUUGUGAAAUUGUUGCGAGCCAGUUCUUGGUGGCCCGUGGAGGACACGCUUCCUAAACUCGAUCUACAUGAGUGCAAUUCGGGAUUACCAACAUGGGCGCUUCCGGGAUCAUCUGGCUGGUUCACAACCGAGGAAGAUCGUGCCGUCAUUCUGAAAUUUAAUGAAGAGCGGGAUAGGAAGUUCUGGGAUCGCGUGCGACAAGUUGGAAUUCAGGCUUUCUUCGAAGUUGGACGCAAAUCACUUUCAGAAGAGGACAAACAUACAUCCUUUGAAACCAGCGGCCUCCCUGCAAUCGCAGAUGCGACGCAGGCUUGGAUAGAGGCGACUGGGACUAUGCCACCGAAAGGCAACCGUGUCGCGGCUCAACUUCUCGGUCUCAAGCUUCGCUUUUACUCUUCAACGGCUCGUUCUAAGUCGGAUACCUUGCCAGACAACCUUAUUUAUCUAGCUGCACUGCUCAUCAAAGUGGGCUUCAUUUCUCUCCGUGACCUUUAUGCCCAUCUCUGGAGACCGGAUGACUCCAUGGACAAGCUGAAGAUGGAGAAGAUGACAGAGAAGACAGAGAGAGAUAAGGCAGCUCGACAUGGUGGCUCUGCCAACGCUCUCAUGAUGGCCGGGGCUUUGUCUGAUGACACACUUCCAGUGCCUCGCAUUCGCGAAUCAGAGUCCCGGGCUACGCCAGGGAAGGACGCGGACGUGAAAGCAGAAGAUGACUUACCAGAUCCAUCCGACCAAAAGGUUCUACUCCUGAAAAGUCUUCUUGCCAUUGGUGCUAUCCCCGAGUCGUUGUUCAUCAUCAGCAAAUUCCCAUGGCUGAUGGACCUCUACCCUGAACUGCCGGAAUUCAUCCACCGCAUUCUUCAUCACUCUUUGAGUAAGGUUUACACCCCUCUACGCCCUCUUUCAUCUAUGGAAACCUUUCCUGGUGAGAAACAAGUCGUGAGCACAGAACAGUCUGGUGUCGCCAAGGGUCAUAUUCGACUUUCAAACCCAUCUGCAAGACGUUCUCUCCGAUGGGCCCAGCUUGAUAAAGAAGACACAAAUGACGGAACCGACUACAGAUUCUAUUGGGACGACUGGUCAGACAGCAUUCCAAUCUGUCAGUCUGUUGAUGAUGUAUUCGCUCUGUGUUCCUCGUUUUUGAAUCUUUCUGGUCAUAGGAUUGGCGAGGAUGCAAGCCUGCUCACGAAGCUUGCGCGUAUCGGCAAGCACAGUCUUUCUCAAGAUGGCUCAGAGGAAAAUAGAACACGCUGGGGAGAUCUAUGUAAACGUCUCCUAUUGCCAUCUAUCAGCUUGACCAAGAACAAUCCUGGCGUGGUCAACGAAAUUUUUGAACUCAUUAGUUUCUUUCCUCGUCAUGUUCGCUACAACAUGUACGGAGAGUGGAGCUCAGGACAAACUUCAAGACUGCCGGUUAUUAAAGCUGCAUUUGACCAAGCUAGAGCAGCCACAAAGGAUGUUCUCAAACGACUCAGCAAGACCAACAUUCGACCCAUGGCUCGUUUACUGGCAAAGAUCGCCUACGCCAACCCUGGUAUUGUCAUAAAUGUUGCCAUUAGUCAAAUCGAGUCGUAUGAGAAUCUCAUUGAGUGCGUUGUCGAGUGUGCACGCUAUUUCACCAACUUAGGAUACGAUAUCACAACAUGGGCUCUUAUCGACUCCCUUGGUCAGAAGGGAAGAAGCCGUACGCAGGAGAGUGGAUUGCUGACAAGCAAAUGGCUCAAUGCCUUGUCUACCUUUACUGGUCGAAUCUUCAAACGCUAUUCAGUCAUGGAUCCUGGUCCAGUUCUGCAAUACGUUGUGGAGCAGCUGCGUCAGAACAACUCAGCAGAUCUCAUCAUUCUGGAGCAGAUCGUUACCUCCAUGGCUGGCAUUAUCUCAGAUACUAACUUUAAUGAAACCCAAAUUCACGCCAUGGGUGGUGGAGAAAUUUUGCAAUCACAGAUUAUUCUAGAAUGGCUCGAUAAGCGACACGAGUCAAAGAUUACAUCGAAACGGCUACUCAAGUCGCUCACCCAUACCCGAAUGGCCGGUCAGCUUCUGGUCGCAAUCUCUCAGGAGCGUUUGACUUGUGUUUAUGACGAGUCUUGUUCAGAACUUAAAUUGCUCGGCAACAUCUUCGACGAGAUUCACCGUAUUCUUACUCAAUAUCUUGACUUCCUUCGCAGCAGUCUGUCAGUUGAUGAUUUCGACUCCUUUGUGCCAGACCUUGCCACUUUGAUCAAGGACUUUGGAAUUCAGCCUGAGAUCGCGUUCUGGAUUCGGCGAGCCAGUGUCUCCCAGAAGAUCGCAAAUUACGAGCAGUCGAAACAAAAGACAGAACUGUCUACCACGAAAGAUACUGUGGUUGCUACCGAUGCUGCUUCUGAUAUAUUUUCUCUCAACCCAGUUGUUCAAGAAUUCAUUGAAACAGUCAAGGAUGCCUUGCCUUCUGAAUACUGGGAGGUUGUAGGCGUGCAUUUCUUUGCCACAUUCUGGCAGCUUUCUCUCUACGAUGUGACCAUGCCGCAAAAGUCUUACGAAGAUGAGGUGGAAAAAUUGAGACGUCGUAUCGUGGCUAUCAAUAACGACAGAUCUGAUAUCAGUAUGGUUGCCUCGCAACGAAAGGAGCGAGAAAAGAAGCAGAUUACACAACUCCAGGAUCGAAUUUUCGAAGAGAACAAGAGUCACUUGGCAGCAUACCAACAAACCCGAACCCGGCUGCAGAAGGAGAAAGACCGUUGGUUUGCUGGGAUGCGCCUUAAAAGCGAUAACCUCAACGUCGCUCUGUUGGAACAGUGCUUCAUCCCCCGACUCCUUUUGUCGCCCAUUGAGGCUUUCUUCUCUUUCAAGAUGUUGAAGUGGUUGCACAGCUCUGGAACGCCUUAUUUCCGGACCGUUGGUUUGAUUGAUCAACUUUUCCGGGAACAUCGACUUGCUGCGCUCAUUUUCAUCUGCACUUCCAAAGAAGCCGAUAACCUAGGUCAAUUUUUGAAUCAUAUUCUGUGCGACCUUGCCCGCUGGCAUGCUGAUAAGGGCGUCUACGAGAAAGAGGCGUUCGGUACUAAGAGAGACCUUGCUGGAUUUGCGCCAACUGUCGACUCUGAAGGUGCCCCAGUCAAGUUUAUAGAGUUUGAGGACUUCCGUCGUCUGCUCUACAAGUGGCACCGUCAUUUGUGCAGUGCACUCAAGACCUGUCUUAACGGAGGCGAGUACAUGCAUAUUCGCAAUGCCAUCAGUGUUCUCAGAGCAGUUGUUGAAACUUUCCCGGCUGUCAAUUGGAUUGGUGACCACCUGUUGAAGUGUGUCAAAGAUCUCAGUCAAAAUGAUGAGAGGGCGGAUGUGAAGAUUUCUGCUGCCUCUCUUAUCGGACAUCUCAAUCAAAAAGAGAAAAAAUGGAUUCUUCCACAGGCCUUCCAUCUCCCCAUGGUUCAGCCCGAUGCUGGCCAGUCUAAAUCUGGUUCGCAACCUCCCGGCACACCACAGCCUCGAUCUUUCACCCCUACCCCGCUCAAUGCCACUGCGGCUGAAUUCCAGCCAGGAAAACAAGACGCUGCGGAUCCUUCCAAGCAAGCAUCAGGUAAGACCGAAGUGGAAGAUGGCGAAAUCGAAGACGCUAAGAUGGUUGAUGUUGCCUCGGCAAAAGACGUCAACGAUGCAGAGCCGGUUUCAGAUGGAGGAUCUGCCCAUGCCACCACGGACACCGGUGUAGCUUCAUAUUCAGGUGGCCUGCUCGAAUCAGAGCAACGUGGUCAAGCAGAGCCACCCUCGCGACCCCGACCCAAUCCACGAGCCCUAGAUUCGGCUCGCCCAGCCGAUAUCCCGAAACGUCCAGACACUGAACGAGGCAGCAUUAAUCCUCGCGAACAGGCCCUUCGGCCACGUAUCACUGAGAAUAGACUCCCUCCUCGUCCUGACCUGCUGGAAGACCGACGAGACAGACUCUCUGACUUUAACCCUCGAACCCGUCACGGUCUGCCUGAGCAUGGUCGCUUCGAUGGAUCUGGGGUCGACGGUCGAGGUCCCGUACAUGGACGAGAUCGCGACUUUGGAAUGAGACCCACUCCUGAUGAUCCGAUGCGCGGACCUCCUUAUCGCGAGGGCCGACUUCCCCGUGAACCCGAAUGGCCUGCUGGCCCCGGUCGACAUUCGUUCCAUGGACGAGAGGGGCCUAUUCGCGGCGAACUUCUGCCCGACCGGACUAUCGAAGGCCCUCGUAGGGGAGAGAAGGAAGACCGACGUCCCUUCCCGCCCAGCUCGCUGCCGCCGCGAUCGUCUGAUCUGCCCAAUCGACCCGAAAGAUUCCCCGAUGAGCAUCGCUCUGUAAACUUUCCCCAGCAACCACCACGACAUGAGGAAUUUCCUCGGGGUCCUCGCGAUCGCUCCGGUGGUGAGCCAAGAGAUGCAGGUAUGAGCUCGGAUAUGACCCAUGGCCGGCCACGCCAGCCUGAACUUCUUCAUGACAUUCCCUCUGGACCCCGCAUGAGAAACGGCCGUGGCGCUCGCAACGCCCCCGUGGCUCCCUCCAUGAACAAUACGAACAAUGGCAACGUCGCCACAGCUGAACGUCAGCUUCCCACUGGCCCUGGUCGCCAAGGUGGACGUGUCGCUCCUGAACAGCCGUCUGCUACCCAGCCCUCACCGUCGCAACCUUCUUCAUCGGCUGGUGCUGAUACUUCUGGCGUCCAUCCGGAUCGGCUCACACGAAUAAUUCAACAACCUUCAUCCCAGCAGACUCCCUCACAGGUCCCCUCAGGUCCCAUGACUCCUCCUUCGGGCCCUCGUGGCGCAUCAAGUGGUCAGCAAGGAGGUCGUGGGCCCGGCGAACGUGGGCGUGGUGACAAGCGCUUUGCAGCCAUCAACAAUGUUCUCACUCAGGGAAAUAGCCCUGUUGAUCGUGUGGGCGCUGCUCCCUCUAUCCGUGGACGUGGUGCAACCCGCCAAUUGAAUAACGCCGACGACUCCCCUCAGACGUCGGCUCGACCCCCCAAUGGACCCGAUGCCUCUCGAGACGGCAGCCAACAGCGUGGACGUGCUAGUGGACGCGGUGGUGAUCUUAUCGAUGAUACCGGUUCCGAAACCCGCCGUUCCGGGCGCAACAACGAUCGUGGCCGUGAGAAUGAGCGAGAUCGCCGUGGCGACGAAUCUGCCAAUGGCAGCAAGCCUAAUGGCAGCCGGCGCGAAGAGCGCCGUGAACGGGAUCGCAAUCGCCGGAGCGAUGUCGGCAGUGGUACUGCCCGAGAGGAGAAGGACCGAGAGCGCCAUGCCGAGUCCCGCGAAGCGAUGCGCCGCAACCCUAGUUCGCGCGAGGAAAUGCGACGUCGUGACCGCCGUGAUCGUGAAGAUCUGAAAGAUAACGCUGACAAUGAUGGCCGGCUUCAUCAAGCCUCGACAAUGGGUCCUCCAUCCUCACACCCUGCGCCUCCCCCACCACCUCCCCCUCCAGCUCCUCCAGCUUUGCCAACUGAUGACAACGGACGUCGCUGGGGUGCGGGCAACCGACCUGAAAAUCGAGAUCGCGAACGUGAGCGUCGAGGUGAGCGCGAUCGUCGGGAACGUCGCGAGUCUGGCCGCAACAAGCGCCGCCUUCCCAACCAGGAAGACAACUCCCAGAUGGGAACUGAGAAUAAGCGUCCUCGCAGAGGCAUGUGA
This is a messenger RNA of Penicillium taxi, 6609 nucleotides long. RefSeq names its product putative THO complex component (Rlr1). Gene Ontology annotation, cellular component: THO complex part of transcription export complex. The record is from RefSeq and is a predicted model, not a curated record. The coding region runs from base 1 to 6609 and encodes 2202 amino acids. Gene Ontology annotation, molecular function: mRNA binding. Gene Ontology annotation, biological process: mRNA processing; mRNA export from nucleus. The transcript has 2 exons. NCBI's taxonomy places the organism in Eukaryota, Fungi, Ascomycota, Eurotiomycetes, Eurotiales, Aspergillaceae.